AUGUGUCCCAAGGUGUUCAGCUAUCCAAAAGGUGCUUUAGAACAUGAAAAUGUGCACACGGGUGCUAAGCCUUUCAGUUGCGAACACUGUGGUUGCAGCUAUCCCUUGUCUAGAACCCUCACGGACCAUAUACAUCGAAAACACAGUAAAACUAUUCCAGAAGAAAAAAUGCACAACUGUAUCGUGUGUUCUAAGGAAUACAAAAGCGAAUCAGGAUUAAACAGGCACUAUGCUUCUAACCACCAGGAACUUGGUUAUGAUUACAGAAUAGGUUGUGAUAUUUGCGAAGAAACUUUCUGCUCAAUAAAACAACUGAUUCGGCACAAACUGACUCAUCCAGGCUUCAAACCAUACGAAUGUGACACUUGUAACAAAGGCUUUUCCAGUAAAGGUCAGCUAAAGACACAUCAAAGAGUCCAUACGGGGGAGAAACCAUAUGUUUGCAAUUACUGUGACAAAAGAUUCGCUCAACAUGCUCCUUAUUUAUAUCACUUGAAGACCCACACGGGAGAGAAAGCCUACUUUUGUGUUAACUGCAAAAGAGGGUUUAUAGCCCCAGCUAAUUUGAGGAAUCAUAUGAAUAAAUGUCAUGUGAAAUACGAAACUACAAAUGAAAUAUACAUUAAGAGUGAACCGUUUCAAUUAGCUGGAGAAUAA
This is a messenger RNA of Diabrotica virgifera virgifera (western corn rootworm), 657 nucleotides long. Its product is annotated as zinc finger protein 394-like. Lineage: Eukaryota; Metazoa; Arthropoda; Insecta; Coleoptera; Chrysomelidae. Gene Ontology annotation, biological process: regulation of transcription by RNA polymerase II. Bases 1 to 657 code for a protein of 218 amino acids. The transcript has a single exon. The record is from RefSeq and is a predicted model, not a curated record. Gene Ontology annotation, cellular component: nucleus. Gene Ontology annotation, molecular function: RNA polymerase II transcription regulatory region sequence-specific DNA binding; DNA-binding transcription factor activity, RNA polymerase II-specific.